Messenger RNA from Cavenderia fasciculata, 639 nucleotides. RefSeq lists its product as uncharacterized. The coding region runs from base 1 to 639 and encodes 212 amino acids. The record is from RefSeq and is a predicted model, not a curated record. Lineage: Eukaryota; Evosea; Eumycetozoa; Acytosteliales; Cavenderiaceae. The transcript has 3 exons.
AUGAGUGAGGCGGAUAAGGAGGAGGAUGGGGGGUGCGGAUUAGGCUCAUUAUAUGAACCAAGAUCUAAAAUGGAAGAGAAGAGGAGGAGGGAGAGGGGGGCAGCAGCAUCAGUAUCAGUAGCAUUAGUACCAAUAACAACAAUCUCUGCAUCACCAGCAGCAGCAGCAGCAACAACAACAACAACAACAACACUUCCAACAGUCUACCAACGAUUAAUUGGCGACCGUGUUAAACCAACAUUCCCAUUAAGACAAGUGCAACGCAUUAGAAAUAAAACGUCAUUCCUGUUGAGAAGACAUACAAAUGGCGACGAAGUACUACAAGCAGAGGUUCUAAGAAGUUUGAGCAUGUCUAAACAUGGAAGAGGUAUCAAGACAACUCUCGACCCCAAAGGAGAAAAGAUCAACAAAGAUGGUACAGUUUUUAUGUCACCAAGAGAUUUUAGUUGUAUCAACAUCAUUAGAAAGAUGCACAAGGAAGCAAAAGAUGGAAAAAAGAAUUAUUAUAAAGCGACACAUAAGCAACUAAGAGAUUUUGGGUUCAAAUUUGCAAAUGGAGCAUUCACAAACGCCAACAAACAUCAUGAUCAUCACAGAGUCAUAAGAAUAAGAACAAUACAAUUACAAUACAAUACUUAG